Molecule: messenger RNA, 759 nt
Organism: Cyclocybe aegerita
Lineage: Eukaryota; Fungi; Basidiomycota; Agaricomycetes; Agaricales; Hemipholiotaceae
Source: the annotation of a GenBank genome assembly
AUGCCUCAGAUCCAGCAACCAUCUAAUCAAAUCAAAUUGACAAAUGUAGCCAUAGUACGACUAAAGAAAGGCGGUAAACGAUUCGAGAUCGCCUGCUACAAGAACAAAGUCCAGGAGUGGAGAACCGGAGUAGAAACGAAUCUAGAUGAUGUGCUACAGAUCAACAAUGUAUUUGUGAACGUGUCGAAGGGUGAGGUGGCGAAGAGCGGUGAUUUACAGAAGGCGUUCGGGAAGAUGGAUGUAUCUGGCAUCGUAAAGGAGAUUCUCAAGAAAGGAGAAGUCCAAGUCGGAGAGAAGGAGCGCGACCACGAUCUUACAUCUCUACGAAAGGAAAUCGCGACACUCGUGGCCGAGAAAUGCGUCGAUCCCGUUACCCAGCGACCUUAUCCCGUCGGGAUGGUCGAGAAAGCGAUGACGGAAGCAGGCUAUAGCAUCAAACAAAACAAGAACGCUAAAAGUCAGGUCUCUGAAUGCAUCAAGAUUCUGCAAUCAGAUUCUACUCUGCCAAUUCAAAGAGCACACAUGAGGAUCAAGGUCUCCUUGCCAGUCGCAGAUGUACCGAAACUCCGAGGGAAGGUCCUUGAGGGUGCAGAGACGGUAGAGCACGACGAGACAGGCGAGACAGAUUGGGCAGUGACCAUGUUGAUUAACCCUAGUCAAUUCCGGGUCAUCAACGAUCUGCUGCAGAAAGAAUGCAAAGGCCGAGGGCGUUUGGAAACUUUAACAUUCACCGCAACAUCGACGGCGGGCACUUCUUAG